Messenger RNA from Aspergillus lentulus, 834 nucleotides. RefSeq lists its product as uncharacterized. NCBI's taxonomy places the organism in Eukaryota, Fungi, Ascomycota, Eurotiomycetes, Eurotiales, Aspergillaceae. The record is from RefSeq and is a predicted model, not a curated record.
AUGCCACCAACACCAACAAGCCACACAAUCUUCGACCCGUGGAACUCCGCCUCAACAGGGCACCAGCGCGCUGAGAACCCUUACUCGAAUACCACCAGCUGGCGCGAGACCCGGCAAGCAAAACUUGCGAUUCAGUUUGCCUCGUCGUCGGGCGACUGUGCAGGCGACGGCACUCCCACUACCGAAACCAACAGUGGAAGUAAAGCGGAAGGAGGAGGAGAAUGGAAAUGGCUCUCCGCGACCGAGGCGCAUCGCAACCAGCUCGGAUGCAGGGAUAUCCGGACGAUGAUGGGGGGGAGCAAGAAGCGUCCUUCCGCCGCUUCUACUAUCGAUGAAGAUGACGCAGGUAGAUGUAAGAAAGCGAGGGUGGAGAGGGAGAUCCUCUGCCAGACACCCGCAUCCGAACCCGCAUCCAAACCAGAGAAUAAACCCCAGGGCGAAGACAAAGACGGAGUGAGGAAGAUACUCACAGGAACAACCAUCUACAUCAACGGGUCCACAAUGCCGCAUAUCUCCGACCAUAGACUCAAGUCCCUCCUUGUGCUGCACGGCGCGGAGGUUGCCAUAUCCCUGUCCAGAAGGACCGUCACGCAUGUUAUCGUCGGCAGGCCGAAUGGCGGGCCUGGUAGUCGAGCGGGAGCCGGGGGAGGACUCGCGGCGGGGAAGUUGCAGAGGGAGAUUGAAAGGGGUGGGUGGAGGGGGGUUAAGGUUGUUGGUGUUGAGUGGGCGCUGGAGAGUAUCAAGGCGGGGAAGAGGCUUUCGGAGGGGCGGUUUGCGAUGGAUUUGGGGUCUGGUGGGCAGAGGAGUGUGAUGGGGAUGUUUCGACAGGUAUGA